Messenger RNA from Silurus meridionalis, 1892 nucleotides. It is a transcript of the gene f2r, whose product is annotated as coagulation factor II (thrombin) receptor. The record is from RefSeq and is a predicted model, not a curated record. NCBI's taxonomy places the organism in Eukaryota, Metazoa, Chordata, Actinopteri, Siluriformes, Siluridae. The transcript has 2 exons. Gene Ontology annotation, biological process: blood coagulation; thrombin-activated receptor signaling pathway; positive regulation of Rho protein signal transduction. Gene Ontology annotation, cellular component: membrane. Gene Ontology annotation, molecular function: thrombin-activated receptor activity. Bases 194 to 1414 code for a protein of 406 amino acids.
CACACACACACACACGCAGACACAGAGAGAGCAAAAGGAGGGAACUUGUGUCUCUGCUCUGUUACUUCAGCAGUAAAACCAGCAGCAGUCACUGGAAGCUCCUGGAGCACAGAGCGUUCAGACGGGAAUUUCUGCUGUUUAUUAUCCGCCCUGAGGAUUUUAUUACUCUGUAAAAGUGGCUCAUCUGAACAACAUGGUGCGGAGCUUCAUUCUAGCGGCUCUCCUGUUGCCUCUCCUCUCUACAGCAGCCCUGAUCCCGAACAGCGGUAAUAAGAGCGUCGUGAGGACGUUUUCAGGAUUUCUGGAGUCAGGAGAUGAGUCGAUCUCUGAAUAUCUGGAUGUCCUGGAGGGUAGCGGCUCAGGCGUCAGCCAGGAGCACAACAGAGAGAAGGGCUAUAGAGUCUCCUCCAUGGCCUCUCAGUACCUUCAAGGCAGUCUGAUGACCGUUUUCAUCCCAAGCGUCUACAUGCUCAUCUUCAUCAUCAGUGUUCCUCUAAACGUGCUCGCGCUGAUCAUGUUCACACGCCGCAUACACCCUAAGAAGCCGGCUGCGAUCUACAUGCUGAACCUGGCCUGUGCAGACCUGCUCUUCGUUCUGCUUCUGCCUUUUCGCAUCGCCUAUCAUUACAAUGGGAACAACUGGAUCUACGGCUCGGUCAUGUGCCGCCUGAUCACCUCGGCCUUCUACUGCAACAUGUACUGCUCGGUGCUGCUGAUCACGUGCAUCGCUGUGGACCGAUACAUGGCCGUGGUCCACCCCAUAGACUCCCUGCCGUGGCGCAGACCCAAAAUCGCCACGGUUUGUUGCGCCACCAUGUGGGUUCUCUCCAUCGGCGGGGUCACGCCCCUGCUCGUGUCCGAACACACUGUGUACGUGUCCAGACUGGGCAUCACCACGUGCCACGACGUGUUGGACAUCACUCACCUCCGCGGCUACUACCUUUACUUCUUUCCCAUCUACAGCUCCCUGUUCUUCUUCAUUCCGUUGAUUUUGACCGCGGUGUGUUACUUUGCCACCAUUCAAACGCUGCGGGCGCUCGGUGGACAAAACCAAGCCCGGAUAUCCCGUGCGAUUGCCAUGGUCGUCACGGUGCUCGCACUGUUUGUUGUGUGCUUUGGACCCACCAACAUCAUCCUAAUAGCACACUAUGUCCGCUUCGCCCACGCGCACGACGACACUUCAUAUGCCGCCUACCUGGUGGCCAUGUGCCUGGGGAGCCUAAGCUGCUGCAUCGAUCCGCUCAUUUAUUAUUUCGGCUCGUCGCGCUGUCAGAAAUCGGUGCUGGCUUUCCUCAGGUGCCGCUCUGCACUGGAGCACUCUCAGCUGAGCAGGAGCAGGAACAGCACCACAACCAGCAAGCUGGAGACCUCCAAAAGCAACUUGAGCAGCCAGUACAUUAAGCUGGUUGCGUGAGCUUAACCGUAAAUGACGCCCCAAGGAGUACUUUAUCAACAUCUGAUUGCACUUGGAAAUGUGUCUUAUACUAGCCACAGUACGGCCUUCCUAAAUACACUGUUCACCACUGGCUUUACUGCAUUGACCAGCGUGUACAAUAAGCUCAUCUGCACCUAUUAAAGUGCCGAAUGACCAAGAAAUUCUAUGUGAAACUGUUCACAUCCUCUAAACAAUCAGUUUGAAAAUGCAUUUGUAAAAAUAUUCAUGAACCUCUACCUUCUUUUCAACCAACCCUUCAGGGUGUUGUUAUGUUUAAAUAAAGUAUAGAUAUACAGAGAAUGGGGUAGCUUAAGGUACACUAUAUUAACACAAGUAUUGAGACACCUGACUUUUUCAUCUAUACAGUAUGUGGUUCUUUCCCAAACUGAUAACACAAAGUUGGAAGCACACAGUUGUUGGAUGUAGUAGCAUUACAUUUUCCCUUUACUUAAAGUAG